UCUCUCUCUCUCUCUCUCUCUCUCUCUCUCGGAGCUUUUUCUCUUCGUUAUCUUCUUUUUCAGGCCGAAUUUGCAUAUAUAUGAUCUCAAGAUUUCUGCUGCUAGGUUAAAAUAUAUCUCUAUAUAUAAUAUUUAUACCAUCAAAUCUGUCAAAUCAAUUGUAUCAAAGAUCAAAGAGAAAGAGAAGAGCCAAUCAUCAAAAUUCCAUUACUUAAAGAAGCUACUUCCGAGGAUAUGUCUUCUUCUUCCUCCUCUUCUUCCUCUGACCAACCUCUCCAUGAACAGCUCUGCUAUGUCCAUUGCAACGUCUGCGACACUGUUCUCGCUGUGAGUGUUCCUAGCACAAGCUUGUCCAAGACCGUGACGGUUCGAUGUGGCCACUGCACCACUCUCUUGCCGGUCAAUAUGCCUUCUUCGCUCUUCCCAACACUCAAUCAAUUCCAGGGUUUUGGUCAUAACCUACUCCCUCAUAAAAAUCUCGUGGGCGAUAUACAGAACCCCAACAUGAACCAUAUGAUUAGUGAAGCGAACGGAAAACACGUAUUCGCUGCUUCACCACCAUGCCCUCGAGGAGUGGCUAAGGAGCUUCCACGGCCUCAUCAAGUUAUAAAGAAACCUCAGGAGAAGAGGCAAAGAGUCCCCUCUGCUUACAACCGCUUCAUCAAGGAAGAGAUCCAACGGAUAAAGGCAGAGAAUCCGAAUAUUACACACAGAGAAGCAUUCAGUGCUGCUGCAAAAAAUUGGGCCCACUUCCCACAUAUUCAGUUCGGUCUUCUGCCUGACCAGUCAGCCCGAAGGUCUAACAUGCGCCAGCAGGAAGGAGAAGAUCCGGUUAUGAAAGAUGUGUUUGUGGCAUCUGCUAAUGUUGGAAUGCACCCGGCAAUUAAUUACUAAAUUACUUAAUUAGACUAUAUAAACAAUUAAAUAAAAUAAAUAAACAUGAAAACCUAUGUUUAAUUAUUGCUUCUUAAUUAAUAGUGUUCAUAUGUAAUGUUUGAACUUUGAUGUAGUACCACAUGCAUGCAUCUUUUGUACCUCUUCAUGAUGCAAAUGAUUGUGUAAUCAUGCAAAUUGUUGCAGCUGCUUUACAAUAU
Messenger RNA from Tarenaya hassleriana, 1094 nucleotides. Its product is annotated as axial regulator YABBY 3-like. Bases 235 to 894 code for a protein of 219 amino acids. Lineage: Eukaryota; Viridiplantae; Streptophyta; Magnoliopsida; Brassicales; Cleomaceae. The transcript has 7 exons. Gene Ontology annotation, biological process: fruit development; cell fate commitment; abaxial cell fate specification. Gene Ontology annotation, cellular component: nucleus. The record is from RefSeq and is a predicted model, not a curated record.